AGAGCUUGUUUGUGUUUUGGUUCUAAGGGGAAGUUGCGAGAAGAAAGAAAGGAGGAGACGUGACGGGAUUGUUGAAAUUAUUUUCUUUCUUCCCCAGCGUUACCUCAGCAAAGCUCCCCGGGUUUCGUAUGUAAAUACUACAACGGUAGUAUUAAGAGUUGAAAACAUCGUCUGGCUCUCAGCACAAGUCCUGAAAGUGAAGUUUGGCACACCAGGCACCAGGUGAUCUGUCAAGGUCAUGGCCAAUCGGGGAGGAGCUACAAGACCCAAUGGACCCAAUGCCGGGAACAAGAUCUGUCAGUUUAAGCUGGUGCUUCUGGGCGAGUCAGCUGUUGGAAAAUCUAGCUUGGUGCUCCGCUUCGUUAAAGGCCAGUUCCAUGAAUUCCAGGAGAGCACAAUAGGAGCGGCCUUCCUCACCCAGACAGUGUGCCUAGACGACACAACGGUAAAGUUUGAGAUCUGGGACACUGCAGGUCAGGAGCGUUACCACAGUUUGGCACCUAUGUAUUACAGAGGAGCACAGGCGGCCAUCGUGGUCUACGACAUCACAAACGAGGAGUCCUUUGCUCGAGCAAAGAAUUGGGUAAAAGAGCUGCAGAGACAAGCUAGUCCUAAUAUAGUCAUCGCUCUGUCUGGCAACAAGGCUGACCUUGCCAAUAAGAGGGCCGUCGACUUCCAGGAUGCCCAGUCCUACGCAGAUGACAACAGCUUACUUUUCAUGGAGACGUCAGCCAAGACAUCUAUGAAUGUGAAUGAAAUAUUUAUGGCUAUUGCAAAGAGAUUGCCGAAGAGUGAGCCUCAGGCUGCAGGAGCAACCAGUGGGCGUAACCGGGGAGUGGACCUGACAGAAGCUGCACAACCCGCCAAGGCCCCGUGCUGCAGUAACUAACAUGAAGAAUGCCUUCCCCAACCAUCCUGUAUAGCAGUAACUAAUGCGGCCCAUGCACCAAAUGCCACUGCAGUUACUAAUGCAAUGUGUUGUAGUCUUAUCUCCAAUUCUCUAAUGUGCAAAACAAGAAAAGAUGCCCUGUGGCCCCCCCUUUUUUUUUGAUUUGCAAACUCAUUGCCAUUACACUGAUCCCUGAACUCUGGCUCUGCCUCUUUUCCUCCAUCGUGAUUCCGCUGCUACCUGGUGAAGCCUUUUAACCUCUCUUUGAAACUUUCUGCCAACUAGUGUGUUACAUCUAUCUGUGGAUAGAUUAAAGAUAACAGAUUUGUGAGACAUUAGUGCACCCUGCCUUCCACCAUCUUCUGAAGUGUAGAUAUGAGUUUCUUUUAGAGGAAGUGGUCACUUCCCUUUUCUGGGAUAGCUCAAGACUUUACUACUGCAUUUCUGAUACCCAGCUUCAGUUUUGUUUGUUUUUGAUAAUUGUUGUACGUUAUAAUUUUGUCAAAAUUAUGAAUGCACAUAUAACUGUAUACUUACACGGCCUAAAAAAAGAAAACUGUUUUAUGUUUUGAGUGCAGCAGCACUGAAAAAAAGUCUAUAAGAGAAGAGGAGCGUUUUGUUGUAAAUCUGAGAAAGAGGAAAGGCUCAGGGCAGAGAGCAGGCAGAGGAACCCCAGAGCUCCCUAUCUCUGGUCAUUGGGACCUUUUUUAUCUGAAAGGUGAAAUAUUGUCGCAAACUCUAGUUCUUUAGAUUCUUACUCCCUGGUUCUGUCUGUCUGCCUGCCUGUUCAUCACUAUCCAUGCCCCCCCUCCCUUUACUGAACCCAAAGUAGCACUUGUGUACAUUCUCCUUCCAUCCCUGGGCCAGGCCUGCUUCUAGUUUUUCCUAGUGGCAUUGUGCAAUGUUUCACAGUAUUUAACUCUGUGACUUUAGUGUCUGCAAGGACCAGUGCAGCACAGCAAAAGCCUCCUGCUCCACCCAUCCUUCUCUAUAACAAGGUGCAGUGGCCUCUGAGGUACACCUGCCCCUGUCACCACUUCCCCAUCCCUUGUCCCAGUGUCCUUUCAUAAAUCUCGUGCACACCAUCUUUUUUGUAGUUAGACUUGGGUGUCCUGGUUUCUGCCUUUGGACAACAUAGUUUGUGCAUACUACCUUUUCCAUUGAGUUAAUGUUGCUGGAUCGCUGCAGGGUUUGCACAUGGUUAGAGGUGAUGAUAGUAGCAAGUGGGGGAGUUGCAAUAUGUAAGGUUACUUCAGAAUCACCUAGAAUUCUUUGCCAUCCUGCCCUGAUUUGGAAGUGCUUUUAGACACAGUCGUGUGUCAGGGGGUACAAAGUGGGCCCGGGCUGGCUGGUAACAGAUUACAUCUACAGGAUUCACUCACACGUGCCCAUUUACAUGUGUGUAUGUUUGAACACACAUUUGCACAUGAACACACACAUUUACCACAGAUUCUUCCCUCUGUACCCUGUUGAAUCUAACCGUCAUUGUACAGCCGCAUCCACUCACAGUCUGUUACACCACUCCGUCCCCUUUGUUGUACACAUACUUGUGUGUUUUUUUUCUUCCUUUGCACCAUCUCACUAAAAUGUUACACACACAUACAGAAGUAAAUACACACAUAUACAUGCAUACAUACAGUACAUGUGGUUAAUAACUCUUUUUACAGUUCUGUCUUACUCAUGCCUUGCACUAAUGAUGCUCAUGAAUAUGUCUUGUCAUAAUUACAGCCAGUGUGAUAUAAAUAUAUAUAUAUAUAAAAAUAUAAAUAUAUAAAUAAUAUACUGUAAAUAGGGUGUUGCCGUGUAGUCUACUUUUGUUGAUUUACCAGUGACAGGACUAAUGCUUGCUAGGGAGUUGUCCAGAUAAUCAGAAAAAAACUGUACAGUGAUCAAAAAACAGCUACAAUCUGGGUUUGGAGUUUUGUUGCUGUUCCUUUUUUCACAGAAAUGGUUAAAUUAUAAUCAGUGGUGGUCUUUAUAAAUGUAUGUAGUGAUAUUAACAAAAAAAAGAAAUUGCAUUUAUUUAGUGGUCUGUCUUGUACCAUUUUCUGAAAAGAAAAAAAAAUAAUGUCCAAAAAUUUUGGUUUCUAUUUUUUAACAUUAUCUCUUUCUUGCAUUUCACUAAUUCUUUAUCUUUUUUUAGUGGUAUCAGGCUGAGAUGUCCUGUGCAGUUACUCCUCCCUCUUAAAGUGGACCUGAACUCUUAGAGACACUGGUUGUAAAAGCUCCAGAGGGGUCCACUAGACCCUUUAACAUCUCUGUAACAUUGUGACAAUAUUGUAGAAACAGUGUAACAACUAUCAGCUGACACAAUGAUGAUUCA
Messenger RNA from Sphaeramia orbicularis (orbiculate cardinalfish), 3212 nucleotides. RefSeq names its product ras-related protein Rab-5A. Gene Ontology annotation, molecular function: GTP binding; GTPase activity. Bases 239 to 889 code for a protein of 216 amino acids. The record is from RefSeq and is a predicted model, not a curated record. NCBI's taxonomy places the organism in Eukaryota, Metazoa, Chordata, Actinopteri, Kurtiformes, Apogonidae. The transcript has 6 exons.